AUGCAAACUAGAAAUGUUUUUUCUUGGAUAAAGAAAGAGAUUACCCGAUCCAUUUCUGUAUUGCUCAUGAUAUAUAUAAUAACUCGAGCACCCAUUUCAAAUGCAUAUCCUAUUUUUGCCCAACAAGGUUAUGAAAAUCCUCGAGAAGCUACCAGCCGGAUUGUAUGUGCUAAUUGCCAUUUAGCUAAUAAGCCCGUAGAUAUUGAGGUUCCACAAGCGAUACUUCCCGAUACAGUAUUUGAAGCAAUUGUUCGAAUUCCUUAUGAUAUGCAAGUGAAACAAGUUCUUGCUAAUGAGGGUGACUCUAUCAAACUUGAUCAACCAUUAACGAGUAAUCCUAAUGUGGGUGGAUUUGGUCAGGGGGAUGCAGAAAUAGUGCUUCAAGAUCCGUUACGUGUCCAAGGUCUCUUGCUCUUCUUGGCAUCUAUUAUUUUGGCACAAAUUUUUUUGGUUCUUAAAAAGAAACAAUUUGAGAAGGUGCAAUUGUCUGAAAUGAAUUUUUAG
Molecule: messenger RNA, 504 nt
Organism: Vicia faba (fava bean)
Lineage: Eukaryota; Viridiplantae; Streptophyta; Magnoliopsida; Fabales; Fabaceae
Source: the annotation of a GenBank genome assembly